Messenger RNA from Cheilinus undulatus (humphead wrasse), 1204 nucleotides. RefSeq names its product chromosome 21 C16orf89 homolog (gene c21h16orf89). The transcript is spliced from 8 exons. Lineage: Eukaryota; Metazoa; Chordata; Actinopteri; Labriformes; Labridae. Gene Ontology annotation, cellular component: membrane; cytosol. Bases 105 to 1172 code for a protein of 355 amino acids. The record is from RefSeq and is a predicted model, not a curated record.
ACAGCCCCAUCCUCUCUGCUCCUCUCCUCUCUAUUUGGUCUCAGUCUUUUGGAGGAAAUCCGUCCCGGAUCCGUCUCCAGGAGGGGGAUUAUCGGUGCUCGAAGAUGCAGCGGGCAGCGGCGCACUCCCUGGCCGCAUUGCUGGCUCUGUUUGCCGCAGUGUGCGUUCGCUCUGAGGCGGAGGUGAUCGAUGACAUCCUGAGCAGCCUGAACAGAGGAGCAUCCUUCCUGGAGAGACAGCACGAGCACAUCAACCUGGACGGGGUGGUGGGCUUCCUCAUGCUGCAGGCUGAAUUGAAGGAAGCAGUCCGGACGUGGCCUCACACCGACCCGGUCAGCUGGGCUCAGAGAACCACCGCUGUCGCCCUGGUCAAACGUCUCGACCAGAGCUUUGAGAAGGCAGUCGCUGCCCUGCAGCAGAAUGACCCCAAAUACUACAGAGAGUUCGAACCACUGCUGACAUGGAGUUUCUGGUUGAUUCCUCAGGGCUGGAGCUCCACAGACCCCAGUCUGGUCUACUCGUCCACCAUGACCACCGAGUGCUACGAUGAGCAGCUCAGUGACAAAUGUCUGACCCUGCUGCUGGGAACCUGGAAGAUGAACGGGACGCCCUGCAUCGUCACCAAACCCUGUCGAGACACCAUGACCCGUUUUGGUUGUCCUCAUUACUCUCUGUCCCACCAGCUGCUCUACUUCAUGAUUGGGAAAAUGAGAGGCUGCACCAACCUGCUGAAAGGCGACACUCGACCAUCCAGGAUCAACAUGACUGAGCGCAGCUAUGAGAGGAUCUUCUGCUCCAACAUGAUGAAGACCAACGAGGACAUCAUCAGAGACGGCCUGACUGAGCAGACGGUCGACAUCUUCAUCGAAAACAUUCUCAUCUGUGGAUUGGCCGGUUUCUCUGACUUCUACAAACCUGAUUGGCUGCAGCACAUCCUCCGGCUGCAGGACGAGGAAGUGGGCUGCUUUGGGAGAGAUAAGAGCAUCAUCUCUCAGAUCAUUGGAGACGAACUGCUGGAGCAGCUGCAGCCUCACCGGAGGGUGAAGAGGAGGGAGAAGAUACUACCAGAUGGCUGCUCCAGUCACAUGACCGCUGUAGCCGUCGGCACUCUGGGAGGUUACCUGAACUAUUACCUGACAGAACAGGACAUCACGAAGAGGCCGCUCACCUGAACGCCCCCACAACCUCCCCCUCAUCACGGGUC